AUGAUUUCCAAAGAACAAAAGAGGAAGAAGCUGAUCGAGAUCCUCCCCGGCUUUGAAGCGCCAAUCAUCAUUUUUGUCAACCAGAGGCAGGGUGCCGACGUGCUAGCCAAGAGUCUCACAAAACUCGGCCACCAGACGGUUGUACUACAUGGUGGUAAGAAUCAAGAAGCACGCGAAUACGCGCUGAAGGCGCUUCAGGAACGCUCGAAGAGUAUUCUAGUAGCUACGGAUGUAGCUGGACGAGGUAUCGACAUCAAGGACGUGACGCUCGUGGUGAAUUACGAUAUGGCAAAGUCGAUCGAAGACUACACACAUAGAAUCGGGCGUACCGGCCGCGCUGGAAAGACGGGUAAAGCCAUAACGUUUCUGACGGCCGAGGAUAAGGAGGUGUUUUAUGAUCUCAAAAAGUGUCUUCUCGAAUCACCGGUAUCAAAUUGUCCGCCGGAACUGGCGAAUCAUCCGGACGCAAUGCACAAGCCCGGAAGCAUCGUGACCAAGAAGCGCGACAUGGAAGCAGCUUUU
This is a messenger RNA of Mesorhabditis spiculigera, 522 nucleotides long. The record is from the annotation of a GenBank genome assembly. NCBI's taxonomy places the organism in Eukaryota, Metazoa, Nematoda, Chromadorea, Rhabditida, Rhabditidae.